Microplitis mediator is the source of this 3268-nucleotide messenger RNA. Its product is annotated as ras-related protein M-Ras-like. Bases 818 to 1414 code for a protein of 198 amino acids. The transcript has 4 exons. Gene Ontology annotation, cellular component: plasma membrane. Gene Ontology annotation, molecular function: GDP binding; GTPase activity; GTP binding. NCBI's taxonomy places the organism in Eukaryota, Metazoa, Arthropoda, Insecta, Hymenoptera, Braconidae. Gene Ontology annotation, biological process: signal transduction. The record is from RefSeq and is a predicted model, not a curated record.
GAGAAUAAAAAAAAAGUCGCGAUGGAGCCACCGGCAUGGAAACAGCGACAAAACAGUAGCCAGAGUCAGAGUAUAAAAACAUCGCCAUAGCCCACAGUCUAUUGUGACCAUUGUGUGCUUUAGUUUCUCCUUCUCCGCGGCUUGGUCAAGGACAAAACCAAGUAGAAUUUACAGCCGGGAUGAGCGGCGGCCUCGAGUUGUAAGCAGUGUCUAUCAGUGUCUAUGUCUACAUAAUAAGGGACAGGAAAAAUUAGGGCUCCAGAAGAGACUCAUGAGAGCACACAUUUGCAAGUGUUCGUGAGUGAGGACAGGAGGCUUGGAGGUGUUUGUGGCGAAGCUAGAGUUAAAAUAGGGAGGACAGAGUUCAGCGGAGAGGAAAUUGAUGUCGAAAGGGCGUUGAGAUACACCAUGUAAGGACGUCAUAUUUUAUUAAUAUAAUUUUUUUUAUACCUACUGCGGUUGUCGCUGGGCAACGGGUUCUGACAGAGCAUCGGGAACGGGACAUCAAUCAGCGAAAGGACUGAUGGAGAAAUAGUGACACACUAUCAAGUAGUUUUGGUAUGUCAGUCUUCAAUAGUAAAAUAAAAAGUCUUAGUCUCUGUCAUGUGUUGAUAUUUUUUUGUACUUGAUCUUGUGGGUUCGAAAAAAAAUGUUCAACGGAAAAUUUGUCAGCUUUAUUUUGUGGUACGUGUGUCUGAGCAACGAAUUUGACAUUACGGGUGUCGAGGUUUAAUUAACCUGGUGAUAAUAAAGGGCCAUCAGAAUAGGCAGGAAUAGGGAAAAUAGCAGCCGCGGGGGCAGAAAACAAAGAGGCGGAAUGACGAGGCCUCCUAACAAUGAUAACCUUAUGACCUUCAAGCUGGUGGUGGUUGGAGAUGGAGGUGUCGGAAAAAGUGCUUUGACAAUACAGUUUUUCCAAAAGCUCUUUGUCACCGACUAUGACCCCACCAUCGAGGACAGCUACAUCCAGCACACUGAAGUGGACAAGCAGUGGUGCAUUUUGGAUGUGCUGGACACUGCAGGCCAAGAAGAGUUCAGUGCAAUGAGAGAACAAUACAUGAGAAAAGGAGAUGGCUUUUUAUUGGUUUACUCCGUAACUGAUAAACAGUCGUACGAAAAUAUUGUUAAUUUUUAUACUCAGAUACUUCGGGUCAAAGACAGAGAUGUCUAUCCCAUGCUGCUGGUGGCCAACAAAGUUGAUCUUGUUCACUUGAGAAAAGUUACUGAGGAACAGGGCCGAGAGUUGGCGCAUCGUUUGGGUAUUCCGUACAUUGAAACAUCAGCAAAAGAUCCUCCGCUAAAUGUCGAUGCGGCUUUUCAUGAGGUCGUACGUAUUAUACGGAACCAGCCACCCACGGACUUUGAUAAGAAACGGCGGAAACGACGACGUUCCAGCAAGUGCAAUGUACUGUGAGCCUGAAUUACGAUACUUAAUACUGAGUACUAAGUAUGUUUAAUCAACGAGUCAAAUUAUUUACUGUUCAGCUUGGAUUCAUUUAUUUUAUUUUAAAAGUUCAGCAAAGGUAUUUUUAAACAUUAUUACUAUACUGCCUGAUAGAAAUAUCCACGAUUGAUUACGAUUAUUAUUUAAGUAUGUCAUUGAAUGAAAAAAAACGUGAUUUUUAAAAUUAAUUAUUGUUUAAAUUUCAACAUUACUUGAAAGCAAACUCUAAUGGACGAAAUCUAGAUCAUAUUUACAGAUUUUUAAAUAAUCGAUCUAUUGUAAUAACAAUAGUCGUUUCCUUUUAAAUUAAUUGGUAAAAAAAACUUAUAAAUUAAAAUAUUUUAAUGAAUUAGUGAAAUUAAAUUGGAUCGACAGCGCACAUCUAAAUAUAUGUAUAUGUAUAUUUAUUGCAGUAUUUUAUCUCGAAUCUCGAUGAUACUAUUUAUACCAUUGACACAUUGUGGAAUUGAUCGUUUAUAAAUUCAGCGAAAUUAAAUAUUUUCGCAUGAAUAUAAAGCUUUUUUCAAUGAUAAAUUUUGUCAUAAAAUGACUAUAAUAAUUUUUAUAAUGAGAGAUUUUUAAAAAAAAUAUUUAAAAUGUCUUUUAGAGUAAAAAAAAAAAAAAAAAAAAAAAAAAAAAUUUCAAUUGAUUGUUAAAAUUAAUUAGAUAAUUAAUUAAUAUUAUUUAGUUCUAUGCAGAAAAAAAAUAUUUCUUGGCUCAAGAAAAUUUUUUUAUGAUGCAAAAAAUUUAUUAGGUCUAGUAAUAAUUUUCUUGGGUCGAGUAACAAUUUUUUGCGACAAGAAAUCAUUUUAUUUUGUACAGGACUACAUAUUGAGGUACCUUAUAUAUAUAUAUGUAUAUAUAUUUCUGCAUGUGUUCUAUUUUUACUUUAAUAUUAAUAAAUAUUUUUGUAAUCCGCGGAUAAAUAUUUAAUUUAAAUAAAAGACUUUUAUUUAAAUUAAUUCUCAACGCACAAACGAGUUGUAGAAAUAAAUAAUUUUAUCCAUAGACUUAACAUUUCAUUUAAAUUAUAAAUGAAAUGUCAUUAAUUAAUUAUCAAUUUAAAAAAAAAUUAUGUUUUUAUCAAACUUAAAUUUUCUCAACAUAAUUAUAUAUUUGUAUAAAUUAUUAAAUGUGAAUAAAUGCCAACGCUCAUAAAAUAUAAACCAGAUUUGAAAAUUUUGUGUAUUAUGAGUUUAAAAUUAUCGAUUAUCAAAUCGAUAAUUAUUGAAUUUAAAAAAAUUUUACUGAAAAGAUUAGAAGUACUGUUUGAAUGCGACAAUAAACGGUUCCACGUGAGCCUUUUCCAAAAAAUAUAAAAGACGAAUAGCAUUUUAAAUCAGCCAUUUAACUUUUAUUUUAAACAUAAUUUAUAAUUAAUUAACAAACGAAAUUUAAAUUCGAGUACCUAUUCGUCAGCACAUCGAAACUCAGGGCUCACUUAAUUAAAAUGCUUAAUUAAAAAUAGCUUAUUUAAUAAUAAUAAAUUUGCUGUAAAUUAUGCAUCGAAAUUUGGCAAUGAAAAACAAAAGAAAAAAUUUGCCUUGAAAUAAAACGAGAGAAAAAAGUUUAAGUAUUUAAUUAUAAAAAAGAAAAUAAAUAUUAAAUUAUUGUGAUCUCACUCUUUAAUUGGUAUUUUUAAUAAUAAUAAUUAUUAUUAUUAUUAUUUUUUAGCUUAAAUUUAUUUAUUAUAAACAAUAAAUAAACAUAUAAGUUAACAGUAGCCACAGCUGUGAUAAUAAUUAUUUGCCAGCUGCCGACUUCAAAAUUAUUUUGAAAAAACUCUAAUUGAUAUCGAAAAUAACUAAGCGAUUUAAAUAUAUA